Eremothecium sinecaudum is the source of this 2013-nucleotide messenger RNA. It is a transcript of the gene PUS7, whose product is annotated as pseudouridine synthase PUS7. NCBI's taxonomy places the organism in Eukaryota, Fungi, Ascomycota, Saccharomycetes, Saccharomycetales, Saccharomycetaceae. Gene Ontology annotation, biological process: pseudouridine synthesis. The coding region runs from base 1 to 2013 and encodes 670 amino acids. Gene Ontology annotation, cellular component: nucleus. The record is from RefSeq and is a predicted model, not a curated record. The transcript has a single exon. Gene Ontology annotation, molecular function: pseudouridine synthase activity; RNA binding.
AUGUCUCAAGAGAAUAAUAAACGGUCUGUUGAUGAUACCAGUAAUUCAGCUACCAAAAAGCCCAAAACUACUGACAAUACCGGAAUUUCUGAAGCUGACGUUGGUAUAAGUCACUAUAUAACUGCAGAAUUGCCUGGAUUUAGAGGUCAAAUUAAGCAGCGGUAUUCAGAUUUUAUGGUUAAUGAAGUUAAAAAAGAUGGCGAAACUGUUUAUUUGACCGAUAAGGGAUUUAAAAUGCCAAAGCGUGAGAAACCAUCUGCUGAGGAAUUAAAAGAAAGACAAGAAGCCGAGGCUGCGAAGAGAAAGGACUUUAAAGUUGAUGAAGAAAUUAGGGCUCAGUUGGUUGAGAUACUAGGAGAAGAGGAUAUGUGUAAGAUAGAAGAUGUGUACUUUAAUGGUGCAAAGAUGGAGACUUCAAAGUCAUUCGAUGAUAAGUCGAAUAGAACAAAGAUUCAUCAGCUACUUCGUCAGGCUUUUGACAACAAGCUAGAGUCAGUAACUUCUGAAACAAAUACCUUCCGUGUUGCCAUGUCAAAUAAAGGAACUCGUGUCAAUAAACAAGAGUUGUUGGAGAAGACUAAGGACGCCAACGGUGUUGUGAACUGGGGAUAUGGCCCAUCCAAGCCUUAUCUUCAUUUCACUAUGUACAAGGAAAACAAAGACACUAUGGAUGCUGUUAAUACAAUUGCUAAGUAUUUGAGGAUUCCAACCAAGCUGGUAAGAUUUGCAGGUACUAAGGAUCGUAGGGCAGUAACUUGUCAAAGACUCUCAGUCUCUACUAUUGGUGUAGAUAGAUUGAAUUCGCUAAAUCAAUGUUUGAAGGGUAUUGCGCUUGGUGGCUUUAAAUUUGAAAAUGAAAGCUUGAGUUUAGGCGACUUGGAUGGCAAUGAGUUUGUCAUUGUAAUAAGAGAAGUCAGCACAUCCCCGGAGAGCACUAUGGGGUUGGAAACCAUUUUGAAAGAGGGUUGUUCAUCAUUGGAGAACAAGGGUUUUAUUAAUUACUAUGGUAUGCAAAGAUUUGGAACAUUUAGCAUUUCAACUCAUGAAAUUGGUAAGUAUUUAUUGAACGAACAAUGGAAGACUGCAGCCGACUUGAUUUUAUCUGAGCAAGUAAAUGUUUUACCUAAAUCUGUUGAAGCUAGAAAAAUAUGGGCCGAGACAAAAGAUCCUAAACUUGCAUUAGCUAAGAUGCCUAGACAAUGUCUCGCGGAGACUGCUAUUCUCUAUGAAUUAGCACGUCAUACUGUGGACGAGCAUGGUGACUUUCCUGUUACUGCAUACUACACUGCUAUCAUGAAAAUCCCGAGGAACCUAAGAACAAUGUACGUCCAUGCCUACCAAAGUUACGUUUGGAACAUGGUUGCCAGCAAGCGCAUCGAGCUCCAUGGCCUGAAUGUGGUUGCUGGGGAUCUGGUUUUGGACCAGUCUGGUGAAGAAAAAGACCUUUUAGCCUUGGAUCCAACUGAUUCAGAACCUGCAUUCGCCGAAGACUUACGCGAGACUCAAUUUGCUCGAGCUAAACCACUUUCACAGGCAGAUGUGGAGAGCGGCAAAUGGAGCAUCCAAGAUGUGCUUCUACCUACUCCUGGAUUUGAUAUAUUAUACCCUGAGAAUGAGGAGUUGAAGAACCUCUACGUUGAAAUUAUGGCGAAAGAUAACUUAGAUCCUUUCACAAUGAAGAAAAAGGUUCGUGACUUCUCAUUGGCCGGUUCUUACAGAAACAUUAUUCAAACUGCCAAGAAUAUUGAGUAUCAUAUUGUGAAGUACGAUAACAGUACUCAACAACUAAUCAACACUGACCUUGAAAUAAUGAACAAUAAGAAGGCGAAAGAAAAUGGCCGCAGUUACAUGAAGGACAAAUUAGAAAGGAUUAUUCCAGAGAAGGACGGUAAUAUGACGGCUAUCAUUUUAAAGUUUAAGCUAGACAUUUCUGCGUAUGCUACCAUGGCCUUGCGUGAAUUGAUGAAGUUAGAAACAUCGCGUCGCGGUGACAUGUGCGAUGUAAGAACUUGA